Cladophialophora psammophila CBS 110553 is the source of this 573-nucleotide messenger RNA. RefSeq lists its product as uncharacterized. Lineage: Eukaryota; Fungi; Ascomycota; Eurotiomycetes; Chaetothyriales; Herpotrichiellaceae. The transcript has a single exon. The record is from RefSeq and is a predicted model, not a curated record. Bases 1 to 573 code for a protein of 190 amino acids.
AUGGAUAUCGCUUACGGCCCUUUCAGCGUUAUCGCGCGCUCCGGAGUGCCUGUCAUGCACGCUGCUGUCUUACCUCCCGCGGGCAAGGUGGUGUUUCUGGACAAAGUUGAAGACUACUCAGAACUGCGCUUACCGAACAAUCGCUGGGCAUACUCCUCGCUGUACGAUCCAGAUACCCACCAUCUGGCUCCCUUGUCUGUCAUGACAAACCCUUUUUGCUGCGGUGGAACCUUUCUGGCGGAUGGACGGCUUGUCACCGUCGGCGGGAACGCCCCCUUGCUCUGGCUCGAUCCCACCGUCGAGGACGGCUUUGACGCGAUUCGUUACAUCGGAGACGAAGGUGGCAAUUAUUCAUGGAAAGAGCCUGGGAAUAAAUUGGCCUCCAACAGAUGGUACGCAUCAGCACAGACCCUAGCGGAUGGCAGGAUCUUUGUUGCAGCAGGCAGUUUGAACGGACAAAGUCAAUUCAACUUCAGCAACAAUAACCCCACCUACGAGAUCCUCGAUGCGAACGGUGUUAGUGAAGGCGACAAUAUCCCGAUGAACAUCCUGGUUAACACCAUGCCGUACUAG